This is a messenger RNA of Rodentolepis nana, 1728 nucleotides long. The record is from the annotation of a GenBank genome assembly. NCBI's taxonomy places the organism in Eukaryota, Metazoa, Platyhelminthes, Cestoda, Cyclophyllidea, Hymenolepididae.
AUGUACUCAAACGAAAAUAAGGAGAAUGCAAAUUAUGUGUUUAACAGAUCAAAGGGUGUUAAAAGUCCUGGUCUUUUCCUUAAGGUAAACAAAGGACUUCGUGGUGGCAAAAAUGUCAUUUCUUAUAAUGUGUCUACUCGCCGUAAAUUAAUUCUCCGCAGUGCUCGACAGAGCUUGUCUUUGAAAUUCGGGAAACUUGCCAUCGAGCAUGGUGAAAACAGGGCGCCUAGUUCUCCUUCAUCUGAUAAUACUCCAAGGCGACGUUCGGAACUAGCACAUUGGGAUCUUAAUAAUGUCCCGAGCAGUUCUUCCACUUCUGGUUCAAAAGCAACCAUUAAAAAACCGAACGCAAAACCAGAGUUGGCUAAAGAUAACGUAAUGAGAUUAUUUUCAAUUAAUCGAAAUCUGGAAGAUGUUUUUUUCCGCAUUCGUCGAACAAUGAAAUUCGAUGAAGAUAAAGAGCCAUAUAAACUCACGCACUUUCUUCGUUAUCUUGGAAAUGAAAUGAUUCGCGAAAAGCGUGAUCAUUAUCGUCGAUCUGAUUUUUUAGUUAAUAAGCACGUGGACACACAAACAAGAGAUAUGCUCUGCACAAUUGCUGAUUGGAUGAUCGGUUUAUCUGAGUUGUUUCCUCUUACUCAAUAUGUCAUUCAUUUGGCUUGGGAUAUCUUCCUCUGCUACUUGGAAGCGAUGAAGUCGGAGAGGAAAUUCGACAUUGCCUACAACGAGCGGGAAGCUGCAUCCCAAGUUCCCAUAAAUUGGCUUUCCAAUAGUGCGAAGAUCGCCGUUCAAACAGCUAUCAAAUUAGCCGAUGUAGAUCCGCAAAUUAUUGACUUCGAGCAUGAUAACAGCAAGUUAUUUGGUGAAUUAAACUUCUACACAUAUGUGGCCGAAGAAAAGGCUUUUUUGUCAACUAUUAAGUUUAACUUCCUCUGGCCCAGUGAUGUUGUCUUUCUCGAUGAGUUUCUUGAGGUGUUAGAUUCGCAGAAUGCGAUGAUGAAAAAGAUGUGUAGCUUUCUCCUUGAUGUGGGAAUGCAUAAUCAUGAACUUAGCCUUUCACAAGCUUCUAAAAAGGCCGCAGCUGUGCUUUGGCUAGGCCGAUGUGUUCUCAAUAACCCUACUUAUAGAAUUUGGCGAGCUCAACCCGAAAUCUCCUCGGUGCUUGAUCUCAUUGAUUCGAACCCGGAUUUCUACGACCCCUUGAUAGCUUCAAACUCUAAAGAAUUAGAGAAUACCUUACCACCCGAUCAGCUGGAACUCAUCAACAGUAUGAAAAAUCUACUUGAAUUGGAAGGAGACUUGAAGCCCCUGUGGUCCCCUUUAUUGGAGACUAUUACUACCUACUCUGAAAGUGAGAUUAUUCCCUUGGCCCUUAAAUACCACAAGCAAGCUUUUUGGCAGUUAGCUGAGACUGUGAAAUAUAGGGAAAUAGUGCAAAAGCAAAAAGCAACUGUGCGUUCCCUAGAAAGGACUCUCAAAUUUCCAGUUGAACUCAAACGUGCUCCAACUGUAACUAAAAGGCCAGUGUCAACUUGCAAGCAUACUCUACGGUGGAGUGUCUUCAGUCGACAUAGAUCAUUGACUGGUUAUGACGUUCCAACGGAAUAUCUACUCGGGUCUUUGAAGUACUUGGUCCCUAAUUAUCCUCUUGUUGAAUGUCCACCUUCCUGUCAAUGUUUCGUAUGCAGUAAUCUCUUAAGAUUCCACAGUAUAUCUCAACCUCACUAG